Ricinus communis (castor bean) is the source of this 1580-nucleotide messenger RNA. RefSeq names its product erlin-2-B. NCBI's taxonomy places the organism in Eukaryota, Viridiplantae, Streptophyta, Magnoliopsida, Malpighiales, Euphorbiaceae. Gene Ontology annotation, cellular component: endoplasmic reticulum membrane; endoplasmic reticulum. The record is from RefSeq and is a predicted model, not a curated record. The transcript is spliced from 9 exons. Gene Ontology annotation, molecular function: cholesterol binding; ubiquitin protein ligase binding. Gene Ontology annotation, biological process: SREBP signaling pathway. Bases 167 to 1264 code for a protein of 365 amino acids.
AUCAAAAGGGAAAUUCAUUAAGCAGAGAGAGCAGAUCACACUCUCAUGUCAGUGUCGAAGGAUGACAGUUAUCCCAAUUUCCAUAUUCCUUUCUUGGUAUAGCAGCCAAAGGUCAUAGUAGAAAAAAUAAUAGAGGAAAUCAAAAUCACCGCUGAAAGCCUUUCCCAUGGAUCAACAACAAGAACGACACCGUGCAGCUGCAGCAGCAGCAGCAGGCGCUCCACGGCCUCCUAGUGGCGAUUUCUCUCCCAUUCUCACCGUUUUCUUGGCCUUCAUCGGCAUCAUCUCCAUUAUAGUGAUUCCAUCAUCUGCAAAUAUUAAAAAUAGCUUAUCCAUAUUGCACCAAGUCCCAGAAGGUCAUGUCGGGGUGUAUUGGAGAGGAGGUGCCCUUCUAGACACAAUUACAAGUCCAGGUUUUCAUCUUAAAAUGCCUCUGCUAACCCACUAUGAGCCUGUUCAAGUGACACUUCAGACAGAUCAAGUCAGAGAUAUUCCAUGUGGUACCAAAGGAGGUGUCAUGAUUAACUUUGAGAAGAUAGAGGUUGUUAACCGGCUUCGUAAGGAAUAUGUAUAUGAGACACUGCUUAACUAUGGGGUGGAUUAUGACAACACAUGGAUUUACGACAAGAUUCAUCACGAAAUCAAUCAGUUCUGCAGCUCCCAUAGUCUCCAACAAGUCUACAUUGAUGUGUUUGACCAGAUAGAUGAAAAGAUGAAAGAUGCUCUUCAGGGUGAUUGCACACGUUAUGCUCCUGGAAUCGAAAUUAUAAGUGUGCGUGUCACAAAGCCUACCAUUCCGGAGAGCAUAAGAAGGAAUUUUGAGCAGAUGGAAGAAGAACGCACUAAGGUCUUGAUUGCUAUCGAGAGACAGAAAGUGGUUGAGAAAGAGGCAGAGACAAUGAAGAAGAUGGCUAUCAGUGAAGCUGAGAAGAACGCCAAUGUGAGUAAGAUCCUUAUGGAACAGAAAUUGAUGGAGAAAGACAGUGCCAGAAGGGAGCAAGAAAUUGAAAAUCAAAUGUAUAUGUCUCAUGAAAAGAGUCUGGCAGAUGCUGCUUUUUACCGUGUGAUGAAAGAAGCUGAAGCCAACAAGUUAAAGCUCACUCCUGAAUUUCUUGAACUGAAAUUUAUUGAAGCUAUAGCUGAUAAUACAAAAAUUUUCUUUGGGGACAAGGUACCCAAUAUGGUUCUUGACCAGAGGCUGCUUGGGAAUUUCCUGCAUGGGGUGUCCAGAGAUACGGUUAGAGAAGGGAACACGGAAGAGUGAACGAACAAGGAAGAAAUAGGAUGCUUAGUUUAAUUGACAUCCUUUUGCCGUUACAAAAAAGAAAAUGAAAUUAGUAACUGCCUUUUGAGUUAAUGUCCUUUCGAGUGAUCACCUUUGUGCUUUAGUGGUCGCUAUUGAUGGUUGCCACUAAUACACUAACCAGUCACAAAUGAAUAUGAUAUCAGUCAAGAGAACAGAAAGAAAGAAAAGUAAAAAAGUCUUGUUUUUUUCUUAGACCAAACAUUUUUUGGUUUCAUGAGAAUGAAUUAAACAUAGUAAACAAGUGAAAAGCGUUUGUCCAAAGCUUUUGAAUUUU